AUGGGAGACCCAAACAUCCUGCAGACUCUAGAGCUUUUGACACAGGCUUUAUCCCGGGCCGGGCAGUCCCGAGACCCGUCCUUGGGGUAUGCGGACCAAGCAAAAAGAAUUGGGGCCACAGAAUUUGACGGAGACGGUGAUCCAGCUGUGGCUGAGGAAUGGAUUGAAAAGAUGGAACGAAUUAUGGAGGUAAUGGCCGUUCCCCAAGACCGUAGAGUGACAUUGGCCACCUUCUUUCUGACUCGGAAUGCGAGAUUUUGGUGGGAAUCGGUUAGAAGAAGGUAUAGAGACCCAACAACUAUCACGUGGCCAGUUUUCAGAGCGUUCUUUGAUAGUCAGUAUUAUCCUCAGGCUUACCAUAACAUGAAGAUGGAGGAAUUUUUGCAGCUAGAGCAGGGAUCUAUGACGGUACUGGAGUAUGAGAAGAAGUUCAAUGAGUUAUCGAAGUACUGCUUACCGUUAGUAGAAGAUGAAAGUAAAAAGUGUCAACUGUUUACCAGGGGAUUGAAGGCCUCUAUUAGAAACAUUGUGAUUAGUCAGCGAUUGACUAAUUUUGGAGAUCUGGUGAUGUCAGCUUCACUAAUUGAGAGCAGCCAGUUGAUGGUUAGAGCCCGAGGUGAACCUCGGAGGAGACAGUACGAGACAGGUGGUCCCAGUCAAGGGUCAUCCAAGAGAGGCAGUUAUAGCUCUGGAUCAUCUAGCGGUCGCAGUUUCGGAAGUUUUCGACCAGGAGUCAGUUCCAGUGGAGGCUCAAACCAGACUGGUAGUUCUGGAGACCGACCUACGAGCAUUUCAGCUAGGGAUUCUGGUGGGCAUCCACCAUCUUCGGCUGGCAGGAUGAGAAGCCCCCAGUGUGUAGUGUGCGGUAGAUUUCACACUGGGACCUGCAGACAGGGUACCACAGGGUGUUUCCACUGUGGUCAACAGGGGCAUUUCUUGAUAGAAUGCCCAAUAUUGUUAUCAUGUGGUGAAGCGACUGUUGCAUCACCUCGAGAAACAGGCACACAGAGUAGAACACAGUUUGGUGGAGCCUCGUCCAGUGGCGGAGCCCAAACCAGUGUUGCAAGUAGAGGUGGCAGUCAGCAGCAGGGACGGGGUAGACGUGCCAGAGCUACCGGCAGGGUGUACCAUAUGUCUCAGCAGCAAGCGCAAGAAUCUUCAGAUGUGGUUACAGGUACUUUAUUAGUUUUUGGGACCUCUGCUAAACUUUUAAUUGACCCUGGGGCUACGCAUUCAUUCAUUACUCCUAGUUUUGCCCACACCGCUGAUGUCAAUUAUCAGCCUUACGGAGUGAGCUAG
This is a messenger RNA of Prunus dulcis (almond), 1299 nucleotides long. RefSeq lists its product as uncharacterized. The transcript has a single exon. Lineage: Eukaryota; Viridiplantae; Streptophyta; Magnoliopsida; Rosales; Rosaceae. Gene Ontology annotation, molecular function: nucleic acid binding; zinc ion binding. The record is from RefSeq and is a predicted model, not a curated record. Bases 1 to 1299 code for a protein of 432 amino acids.